GGAGACAGAGGCUUUGAUGGCCUGCCCGGCCUGCCCGGUGACAAGGGACACAGGGUGAGUACAGUAACGUCACCACAUUUCUCAAGCACCUGCGUGUUUACCGCUCCGUAAAUGAGAAGGCCAUAGGCUAUUCUGAAAUGAAUGGUUGAGAGCCUCCAUCCUGUCUCAAGGAAAUGACCGGUGAAGCAGACAUGAAAUGAUCAGGAACUCCAUAUUCUCUCCCUCUACAAAACAUGACCUCCAGUUCCCUUCCUGGUUCACAGAAAUUGAGGGUCUGAUUUAAAGUCCCCUUCACCCUCAACCCCUAGCCUCACACCAAUAAAUAGUGAAAGAGAGAGAAUAUGGGUCCUAAUAUGGCCUGCAAUAUGUUCCCAAAACACUGGUCUUUUCUGUCUAAUAGUCUGACUCAUUCCAGAGGAUCUGAAGUGAAUUACAGGCAGAUUUAGUGUAGCAGGUGAUCCAUACUGGAUAAUCCGUCCUGUUGAACAAUAGACUAGUGUUGGUCUGAGAAACAGGCCUUGGACGUUUAUAGGCUUAUGGGUGAAACACUGUUUGAUAAGACCAAAUUGACUAAAAAUGAAACGACAGAGCUAUUAGGCUCAGAAACAGAGGGGGGAACCUUUUGGAAAUACCAGGAUCUUUGGAAGUUAUAAAAUGUCUUUGACAUUUUUGGCCACAUAAGCUUGUUGGACUGAAUCAUCUCUUGAUUUUCUUUGGGUGCAACAUUAUACAAUCAGCUAAGUCUUUCAUUGUGAAAUGAAAUGCUAAACUAAUGUGAUUGUCAAAACUCAUUUGAAUGGCUUUGAAGAGGUCAUUUAAAAAUAAAUGAAUGACGUUGUUUUUGUUCAGACUUAGCUUGGCCAAAUUGAUCCUCUUAUAACGAUCUCUUCCAUAGAGUUAUCAUCAGACUCAUAGCCAGGAAGCAUGUUGAAGAUCAUGAUCAUGAUACAAUGAUGAAAAUACACAAAUUAAACUCCAGUCCUAGUCCUGUUCUGUGCCAUCUGCUCUGAGGACCCUUAAAAGAGACAGGCCACACCAGGCCACACCAGGCCACGUCAGGCUGAAGUAGGAGCUUGGGCUGGAUGAGGGGAUGGAGAGGGAGGAUAGAUUGCGAGAGAGAGAGAGAAGCAGAGAGAGAGAGCGAAGAGAGAGAGAGAGACGGAGCAACAAACACAAUUUAGACCCAACCAAAUCAUGAGAAAACAAAAAGAGAAAUACUUGAUACAUUGGCAAAGAAUUAACAAAAAAACGAGGAAACUAGAAGCCUAUUUGGCCUUUUAAACAGAGAGACACAGUGGCAGAAUACCGACUCUCUCUCUCUUCUCUUUCUUCUCUCUCUGUAUCUCCCUCCUCAUUCUCUCUCUUCUCUCUCUAUUCUCUCUACAUUAUCUCUAUAUCUCCCUCCUAUCUCCUUCUCUCCCUAACAGGGGGGGGAGGGACAGGAUCAUUUGGACCAUCCUGGAGCCCCUGGAGAGGACGGCCACAAAGCGUGAGUAUCCUACCGCCCCCGUCCCCUCCCUCACUCAUCCUCCCAUUCAACUCCUCCAUUUUCAUCCAUCCAUUUUUACUGCUGUUAAACGGACAGUUUUUCUUCUCUUUGCAGGGCGAGGAUGGAGAGAUCGGGCCAAGGGGAUUGGCUGGAGAGAGCGUAAGAGAGCAUCCACUGAAUAGCUGUUGGGUUUUAUAAAUAGGACCCUACAGUAUAACUUCACAACAGUAUUGGAGUAAUACAAGUAUUCAACCACCCUGUUAUGACAUACUAUCUCCCCUGGUUGACUGCACGGCUACUUCUGCAUCAGUUAUUUAAAUGGCUAGUUUUACCCACAUUCAACAAUUACAUUUUGGUUUCCCUACCCUGUAAGCAGUCUUUGGACAAGUGAUAAUGCUAACAUUUUAGCGUUCGUGGCACAAAUCUCAUUCAAGUCAUGGUACCGAUAUUAGCAUUUUUCGUGCAUCAUGUUCAAGUCAUCUUUACGUGACUAUGUUGAGCUUCACAAUCAAUUUGAAAUACUUUCGGAAGAUUUGGACAUGCGUGAAAAAUGCUAAUAUUGGUACCAUGACUUGAAUUGGAUUUGUGCCACAAAUGCUAAAAUGUUAGCAUUGGGAAAAACAUGGAAACAGUGCCAAGUAAAUAAAACCAAAGCAUGAAUUGCUGUCAUACCUUGUCCAUAGACUGCUGACAGGGUAAGGAAACCAAUAUGUCAUUUUGUAAUUUGGGUGAAUUAUAAUAAUAAUAUGCCAUUUAGCAUUUUAUCCAAAGCGACUUACAGUCAUGCGUGCAUAAUUUUUUUGUGUAUGGGUGGUCCCGGGGAUCGAACCCACUACCUUGGCGUUACAAGCGCCAUGCUCUACCAGCUGAGCUACAGAGGACCAAUGUAAUGUUCUUGUUAGUCAACUAGGAGGCAGCAUUUCUUAACUGGGCUUUUGUUCUACAGAUUACUCUAUCAUUGUAUUCUGUGAUCCUGUCAACUCUUCUUCUUCAUGUUAAGUUUUAACAUGAGAAAAGAGAGGGCAGAGAGUAGGAGCGAGAGAUAGAUGAGAGACUAUGAGAGAGAUAGUAGAGCGCUCUGAUAUAUCUAUAUGCUAUCUCUUCUCUCUCUCUCUCUCUCUCUCUCUCUCUCUUCUCUCCUCUCUCUCUCUCUCUCUCUCUGUUCAGGGUUCUAGAGGUCUGCUUGGACCACGCGGUCCACCCGGGCCCACUGGACAGCCAGUACGUAGUACUUGACACAUAGUUUCCUAUGACAGAGUUAUUUUACAUGUUAGUCAUUUAGCAGACGCUCUUAUCCAGAGCGACAUACAGUUAGUGCAACCAUAUAGCAUAGGCAUAGAAAGUACAUUUAUUAUCCUCAAUCAGUAGAGUCAGAGAUAGAGAGUUGGGGGGGGGGUCAAGUUCAAGUGCUGGUUCAGGGUUUUAUUUAUUUUCGAGGGGGCUGGGGGUCGGGUGAGGUGGAUGAUUAUUUAUCACUAUGGUAUCUCCUGUAUAAUACAGCAAUAAAUCAUUCUUACUCAUCUGACUAUUUGUGUUUCCACAGGGUGUAGCUGGAGUGGACGGCCCUCACGGUCCCAAAGGAAACAUGGUAUGAACACUGUCAUAACGUUAUCUUACACAGAUACGUAUCUAAAACACACACUUUGACACCAGAACUGUUUUAUAGUGUUAGUAUAAGCUUUACCAAGACAAUAUUCGAGAGGAGUGUAGUCUACCACAGGGUAUCAGUGUUUGGGAUAGGUUCUAGCUCAAUUUUAAACUUUACAGCUGUAGAGGUCAAUGUCAAACUGUGCCCUUGUAAGCACUGGGAGGAGUGACAUCAUUCAUGCUGUAGGUCAGGCCAGAGAAUGUAGAGAAAGCGAGACAACCCACUCCCUAUUUUUUUCUGAUCGGGGUGGGGCCACUUGGGGCCGCGAGCGGGAGUAGACACUAAGUAGACCAGAACCAGCUGUUCCCUUUCCCGCAUGAGCCUGCCAGGUAUUAUGGAGGAAACCGUUAGCAUGACAGAGAUUAUGGAGGAACCGUGAGCAUGACAGAUACAGUUGAAGUUGGAAGUUUACAUACACAUAGGUUGGAGUCAUUAAAACUCGUUUUUCAACCACCCCACAAAUGUCUUGUUAACAAACUAUAGUUUUGGCAAGUCAGUUAGGACAUCUACUUUGUGCAUACUUUGUGCAAUACUUUUUCCAACAAUUGUUUACAGACAGAUUAUUUCAUUUAUAGUUCACUGUAUCACAAUUCAAGUGGGUCAGAAAUGUACAUACACUAAGUUGACAGUGCCUUUAAACAGCUUGGAAAAUUCCAGAAAAUGAUUGUCAUGGUUUAGAACGCUUCUGAUAGGCUAAUCUGACAUCAUUUGAGUCAAUUGGAGGUGUCCCUGUGGAUGUAUUUCAAGGCCUACCUUCAAACUCAGUGCCUCUUCGCUUGACAUCAUGGGAAAAUCAAAAGAAAUCGGGCAAGACCUCAGAAAAUUUUUUUUUAGACCUCCACAAGUCUGGUUCAUCCUUGGGAACAAUUUCCAAACGCCUGAAGGUACCACGUUCAUCUGUACGAACAAUAGUACGCAAGUAUAAACACCAUGGGACCACGCAGCCUUCAUACCGCUCAGGAAGGAGACGCGUUCUGUCUCCUAGAGAUUAACGUACUUUGGUGCGAAAAGUGCAAAUCAAUCCCAGAACAAUAGCAAAGGACCUUGUGAAGAUGCUGGAGGAAACAGGUACAAAAGUAUCUAUAUCCACAGUAAAAUUAGUCCUAUAUCGACAUAACCUGAAAGGCCAUUUAGCAAGGAAGAAGCCACUGCUCCAAAACCGCCAUAAAAAAAGCCAGACUAUCGUUUGCAACUGCACAUGGGGACUAGGAUCGUACUUUUUAAAGAAAUGUCCAUAAUUGGCCAUAAUGACCAUCGUUAUGUUUGGAGGAAAAAGGGGGACGCUUGCAAGCCGAAGAACACCAUCCCAACCGUGAAGCACGGUGGUGGCAGCAUCAUACUGUGGGGGUGCUUUGCUGCAGGACGGGACUGGUGCACUUCACAAAAUAGAUGGCAUCAUGAGGAAGGAAAAUUAUGUGGAUAUAUUGAAGCAACAUCUCAAGACAUCAGGAAGUUAAAGCUUGGUCGCAAAUGGGUCAUCCAAAUGGUGGACAAUGAACCCAAGCAUACUUCCAAAGUUGUGGCAAAAUGGCUUAAGGACAACAAAGUCAAGGUAUUGGAGUGGCCAUCACAAAGACCUGACCUCAAUCCUAUUGAACAUAUGUGGGCAGAACUGAAAAGUGUGUGCGAGCAAGGAGGCCUACAAACCUGACUCCGUUACACCAGUUCUGUCAGGAGGAAUGGGCCAGAAAUUCAUCCAACUUAUUGUGGGAAGCUUGUGGAAGGCUACCUGAAACAUUUGACCCAAAUUAAACAAUUUAAAGGCAAUGCUACCAAAUACUAAUUGAGUGUAUGUAAACUUCUGACCCACUGGGAAUGUGAUGAAAGAAAUAAAAGCUGAAAUAAAUCAUUCUCUCUACUAUUAUUCUGACAUUUCACAUUCUUAAAAUAAAGUGGUGAUACUAACUGACCUAAGCCAGGGAAUUUUUACUAGGAUUAAAUGUCAGGAAUUGUGAAAAACAGAGUUUAAAUGUAUUUGGCUAAGGUGUAUGUAAACUUCCGACUUCAACUGUAUUAUGGAGGAACCGUGAGCCUGCCAGAUAUUAUGGAGGAACCGUGAGCAUGACAGAUAUUAUUGAGGUACCUUGAGCUUAAAUAUUUUUCAAUAGUAUACAGCCUGAGUAAACUAUCUUAUUCAUCCACCAUCUUUGAGUCAGGCAGUGACCCCUCCCUGUGUUUCAAAAUGGCCGCCCACUGGGGCCUCUCCCUGUAGCACCUCAGAGUAGGGUGAAAUUAUUCAAGCUGCCCUUCUAAUGGUUAAUGAUGGCUACGGGAAAGGUAAUCUGGUCCUAUAUCAGUGUUUAGGAGGGAGUUGUGUCAAGUUGGCUGAAUGUCCUUUGGGUGGUGAACCAUUCUUGAUACCUACGGGAAACUGUUGAUCGUGAAAAACCCGGCAGCAUUGCAGUUCUAUAAACCAGAAGUUUUUGUUAAUUUUCUGUAGUCCCAAAUGUACUGAGAGUAGACGUAGCUUACAUUAAAAAUCUCCUUAAAUUGUGGAAGCGUCCAUCUUCUGAGGAAACAGACAGAGAUAAUGUAGAUGAGGUCUGCUGUGCUCUGCUCUUAGCUCCUUGUCAUGUGAGAUUGAUUGUCUCGUUGUUUAGGGACCUCAAGGAGAGCCGGGACCGCCGGGUCAGCAGGGGAUCCCAGGGACACAAGUGAGUAUUACAGACAGUAUACAGUAUCACAGACAGUAUACAAUAUCACAGACAGUAUACAAUAUCACAGACAGUAUACAGUAUCACAGACAGUACACAGUAUUACAGAAAGUACACAGUAUUACAGACAGUAUACAGUAUUACAGACAGUAUACAAUAUUACAGACAGUAUACAGUAUUACAGACAGUACACAGUAUUACAGACAGUAUACAGUAUUACAGACAGUAUACAAUUUCACAGACAGUAUACAAUAUUACAGACAGUAUACAAUAUUACAGACAGUAUACAGUAUCACAGACAGUAUACAAUAUCACAGACAGUAUACAGUAUCACAGACAGUACACAGUAUUUCACACUCUACAGGCAGUAUCUUCUAUGUCAAGCUAGAUACGGGGGUUUUAUAAACACCAGAAGGUCCACGAUCAUUACUGCCUGAUAAUGUACAGUACCAGUCAAAAGUUUGGACACACUUACUCAUUCAAUUUUUGUUCUUUUUUUGUACUAUUUCUACAUUGUAGAAUAAUAGUGAAGACAUCAAAACUAUGAAAUAACACAUAUGGAAUCAUGUAGUAACCAAGAAAGUGUUAAACAAAUCUUAAAUACGUUUUAUUUGAGAUUCUUCAAAGUAGCCACCCUUUGCCUUGAUGACGGCUUUGCACACUCUUGGCAUUCUCUCAACCAGCUUCACCUGGAAUGCUUUUCCAACAGUCUUGAAGGUGUUCCCACAUAUGCUGAGCAGUUGCUGGCUGCUUUUCCUUCACUCUGCAGUCCAACUCAUCCCAAACCAUCUGAAUUGGGUUGAGGUCGGGUGAUUGUUGAGGCCAGGUCAUCUGAUGCAGCACUCCAACUCUGUCCUUCUUGGUCAAAUAUUACUUACACAACCUGGAGGUGUGUUGGGUCAUUGUCCUGUUGAAAAACAAAUGUUAGUCCCACUAAGCGCAAACCAGAUGGGAUGGCGUAUCGCUGCAGAAGGCUUUGGUAGCCAUGCUGGUUAAGUGUGCUUGAAAUCUAAAUAUAUCACAGACAGUGUCACCAGUAAUGCACCCCCACACCAUCACACCUCCUCCUCCAUGCUUCACGGUGGGAACCACACAUGCGGAGAUCAUCCGUUCACCUACUCUGUGUCUCACAGAGACACGGCGGUUUGAACCAAAAAUCUCAAAUUUCGACUCAUUAUACCAAAGGACAGAUUUCCACUGGUCUAAUGUCCAUUGCUCGUGUUUCUUGGCCCAAGCAAGUCUCUUCUUCUUAUUGGUGUCCUUUAGUAGUGGUUUCUUUGCAGCAAUUUGACCAUGAAGGCCUGGUUCACACAGUCUCCUCUGAACAGUUGAUGUUGAGAUGUGUCUGUUACUUGAACUCUGUGAAGCAUUUAUUUGGGCUGCAAUCUGAGGUGCAGUUAUUCUAAUGAAUGUGUCCUCUGCAGCAGAGGUAACUCUGGGUCUUCCUUUCCUGUGACAGUCCGCGUGAGAGCCAGUUUCAUCAUAGCGCUUGAUGGUUUUUGCAACAGCAAAUUUUCCAGAUUGACUGAUCUUCAUGCCUUAAAGUAAUGAUGGACUGUCAUUUCUCUUUGCUUAUUUGAGCUGUUCUUGCCAUAAUAUGGACUUGGUCUUUUACCAAAUAGGGCUAUUUUCUGUAUACCCCUCCCACCUUGUCACAACACAACUGAUUGGCUCAAACUCAUUAGGAAGGAAAGAAAUUCCCAAAAUUAACUUUUAACAAGGCACAGCUGUUAAUUGAAAUGCAUUCCAGGUGACUACAUCAUGAAGCUGGUUGAGAGAAUGCCAAGAGUGUGCAAAGCUGUCAUCAAGGCAAAGGGUGGCUACUUUGAAGAAUCUCAAAUAUAACAUACAUUUUGAUUUGUUUAACACUUUUUUUUCCAUUUGUGUUAUUUCAUAGUUUUGAUGUCUUCACUAUUAUUCUACAAUGUAGAAAAUAGUACAAAAUAAAGGAAAACCCAUGAAUGAGUAGGUGCGUCCAAACUAUUGACUGGUAAUGGCAGCUUGUUUUACCUGACUUCAGCAUGUCAACGUAGAACACCCUCAAAUCCCAAAUAUCAGCUUUAAGUACCUGCAGCAAUAGAGUCAAUUGUAAAAAAAUAUUUAAAAAAUAUAUGUAUGUAUAUGUAUAUAUAUGCAGUGCAUUCGGAAGUAUUCAGACCCCUUGACUUGUUUUCACGUUUUGUUAAAUGACAGCCUUAUUCUUAUUUUACCUAUCCUCAUCAAUCUACACACAAUACCCCAUAAUGACAAAGCAAAAACAGGUUUGUAGAAAUGUUUGCAAAUUUAGUGAAAAAUAAAAACUGAAAUAUCACAUUUACAUAUAAGUAUUCAGACCCUUUACUCAGUGCUUUGUUGAAGCACAUUUGGCAGCGAUUACGGUCUUCAUGGGUAUUACACUAAAAGCUUGGCACACCUGUAUUUGGGCAGUUUCUCCCAUUCUUCUCUGUAGAUCCUCUCAAGCUCUGUCAGGUUGGAUGGGGAGUGCUGCUGCACAGCUAUUUUCAGGUCUAUCCAGAGAUGUUCCAUCGGGUUCAUGUCCGGGCUCUGGCUGGGCCACUCAAGGACAUUCAGAGACUUGUCCCGAAGCCACUCAUGCAUUGUCUUGGCUGUGUGCUUAGGGUCAUUGUUCUGUUGGAAGAUGAACCUUCGCCCCAGUCUGAGGUCCUGAGUGCUCAUGAGCAGGUUUUCCACCAAGGAUCUCUCUGUACUUUCCUCAGUUCCUCUUUCCCUCGAUCCUGACAAGUCUCCCAGUCCCUUCUGCUGAAAAACAUCCCCACAGCAUGAUGCUGCCACCACCAUGCUUCACCGUAGGGAUGGUGCCAGGUUUCCUCCAGACGUGACACUUCGCAUUCAGGCCAAAGAGUUCAAUCUUGGUUUCAUCAGACCAGAGAAUCAUGUUUCUCAUGGUCUGAGAGUCCUUUAGGUGCCUUUUGGCAAACUCCAAGAGAGCUGAGGAGUGGCUUCCGUCUGGCCACUCUACCAUAAAGGCCUGAUUGGUGGAGUGCUGCAGAGAUGGUUGUCCUUCUGGAAGGUUCUCCCAUCUCCACAGAGGAACUCUGGAGCUCUGUCAGAGUGACAAUUGGGUUCUUGGUCACCUCCCUGACCAAGGCCCUUCUCUCCCGGUUGCUCAGUUUGGCCGGGCGGCCAGCUCUAGGAAGAGUCUUGGUGGUUCCAAACUUCUUCCAUUUAAGAAUAAUGGAGGCCACUGUGUUCCUGGGGACCUUCAAUGAUGCAGAAAUGUUUUGGUACCUUCCCCAGAUCUGUGCCUCGACACAAUCCUGUCUCGGAGCUCUACGGACAAUUCCUUUCACCUCAUGGCUUGGUUUUUGCUCUGACAUGCACUGUCAACUGUGGGACCUUAUAUGGACAGGUGUAUGCCUUUCCAAAUCAUGUCCAAUCAAUAGAAUUUACCACAGGUGGACUCUAAUCAAGUUGUAGAAACAUCUCAAGGAUGAUCAAUGGAAACAGGAUGCACCGGAGCUCUAUCUCGAGUUUCAUAGCAAAGGGUCAGAGUACUCAUGUAAAUAAGGUAUUUCUGUUUUUUAUUUUUAAUACGUUUGCAAACAUUUCUAAAAACCUAUUUCGCUUUGUCCUUAUGGGGUAUUGUGUUUAGAUUGAUGAGUACAAAAACUAAUUUCAUCCAUUUUAGAAUAAGGCUGUAACGUAACAAAAUGUGGAAAAAGUCAAGGGGUCUAAAUACUUUCCGAAUGCACUGUAUGUUUACAAUAAAGACUUAGCUUACAUGUACAAAUAAGAAUCAAACUAGCUUGGAAAAGUAUACUGUUGAUAAUGCGGCAAAGGGUUGAAGUUGCUAUUAAUAUUCAGCACACACAAACAGUUUGUUUUUAUUUGUGUGUAAUGUCUGAAAACAGAUAAUAGUCUCAAUCUCAUUUUAUAGUUAUUAUGUCAACAUCUUCUGGAAAUAUACUGCUCUUUGAUGAUCAUUUACAUCACUUUUUUUUUAUUAGUUGAAUUAUGUCUCUUUCCUCUUCUUCUCCCCCUCUCCUCCUCUCCCUCCUCCUCUUCCUCUCCCUUCCCCCUCCUACCUCCCUCCCUUCCCUCCCUUCCUCCCCUCUCCUCCUCCGCUGUCCUUCUCCCCCUCCGCCUCCUCCUCCGCUCCCCCUCCCCGCCGCCUCUUCCACCUCCUCCUCCUCUCUCCUUCCCCUCCUCUUCCUCCUCCUCAUCCUCCUCCUCUUUAUCCUCCACCUCCUCUUCCUCGCCUCCUCUUCCUCUUCCCCCCUCUUUCUCCCUGGAGCUAUAGAAGGAACAAACAGAGAUAUUUUCUUGGAAUAUGUUGCUGGGGUUUCUGGGGGUUGAGCGAAGCGGUGAAAGUAUAUCAUUCAUGUCUGUGGAAUGCCUGCAGCAGGCUCCCCGAGCUCCAGCACAGCCUCCGAUUAUUCUCUCUGCCACACACACACACACACACACACACACAAAUACACACACACACACACUCAAGAACAAAUACAGUCCCAACAUUCUUACCCCUGCACAUGAGUUAGUACCUUCCGCUGAGUCCCCAAUGCCCCUCGAUGUCCCCAGCUAGCUUUGUAAUUGUGUGUGUGUAUGUGUAAAAUCAAAUCAAAUCAAAUUUUAUUGGUCACAUACACGUGCUUAGCAGAUGUUAUUGCGGGUGUAGCAAAAUGCUUGUGUUUCUAGCUCCGACAGUGCAGUAAUAUCUAAGUAGUAAUAUCUAACAAUUUCACAACAUAUACCCAAUACACACAAAUAUAAGUAAGGAAUUAAUUAAGAAUAUAUACAUAUGGACGAGCAAGGUUAGAGCAGCAUGGACUAACGGCAUGGACGGUGUGUGUGUGUGUUUGUGUGUGUGUGUGUGUUUGUGUGUGUGUGUUUGUGUGUGUCUGUGUGUGUGUUUGUGUGUGUGUGUGUGUGUGUGUGUGUCUGUUUGUGUGUGUGCGUGUAUGUAUGCGUGUGUGUGUGUGUGUGUGUGUGUGUAUGCAUGUGUGUGUGUGUAUGCAUGUGUGUGUAUGCAUUCGUGUGUGUGUGUAUGCGUGUGUGUGAGUGUAUGCAUGUGUGUGCAUGCAUGUGUGUGUGUGUGUGUGUGUGUAUGCAUGUGUGUGUAUGCAUUCGUGUGUGUGUGUGUGUGUGUGUGUGUGUGUGUAUGUGUGUGUGUAUGUGUGUGCAUGUGUGUGUGUGUGUAUGCAUGUAUGUGUGUUUGUAUGGAUGUGUGUGUAUGCCUGCGUGUGUGUUUGUGUGUGUGUAUGCGUGUAUGCGUGUGUGUGUAUGUGUGCGUGUGUGUGUGUGUGUGUGUGCGUGUGUGUGUGUGUGUGUGUGUGUGUGUCACAGCUAUGGCAACAAACUCUGAAGUUGUCUGUCUACUUCUGUCCUGCAGGGACUUCCUGGUCCUCAAGGUCCCAUCGGACCACCUGGUGAAAAGGUAAGUUGGAGCUCAGCUCUUCUGUUGCCUGUCAACAAAACUGACCUGAAAGUGUUUUGUUUGUAAGUUAGUGGCCCAAAAGACAAUCUGUAAAAUGUGUGAUCUGUUAGAUGUACAAUUAAAGUACACAAUACACAGACUGGAAUAUACUUGUUUACCAUAGUACUGUACUGGAGGGGUUUUGCUUAUGUUAUGUCAACCCCCCUUACUGUAUAAUAUGUAGUGAAUGUAUGUUUGAGGACCUAGUACAUCCUCUGAGGACUUAGUAGCUCAUCUGAGGACCUGGUCUCGUACCUCAUCUGAGGACCUAGUAUCUCAUCUGAGGACCUAGUACUUCAUCUGAGGACCUAGUAUCUCCUCUGAGGACCUGGUCUCAUACCUCAUCUGAGGACCUAGUACCUCAUCCGAGGACCUAGUAUCUCCUCUGAGGACCUAGUACCUCAUCUGAGGACCUGGUCUCAUACCUCAUCUGAGGACCUAGUAUCUCCUCUGAGGACCUAGUAUCUCCUCUGAGGACCUAGUACCUCAUCUGAGGACCUAGUAUCUCCUCUGAGGACCUAGUACCUCAUCUGAGGACCUAGUAUCUCCUCUGAGGACCUAGUACCUUCUCUGGAAAAGAAAAAAAUGUCUUAUUCUCAGAUUGUUUUUCUCCAAGGUGAUCUCAGUAGUCCCAGAAACAGACUUGUGGUCAGCAGAUACAUGUGCUGAAGGUUGUUAAAGUACAGUGUUAUUUUGACCUUUGACCCAUUCUGUGUUUCUAUGUGUCUCUGUGUACAGGGGCCUCAGGGCAGGUCGGGGUUGGCUGGUUUACCUGGAUCAGAUGGACCUCCUGUACGUGAUCUUCUGUUAACUCUGUCACACUCUUGUCCUCCUCUCACACAAAUGGUGUUAACUAACUGUUAACUAACUGAUUAGCUAGAGUCUCCUGUUUGUGCUGUUCUUUUUACACCCUUUCAGUCUCACAUCCGCUCAGCUCAUCCAUUCCCUAACAACAUAGCAACCCACGACGACCACUGCAUGUCCAUAUGCAGUAGGAGAAAAUACAUUCCUCUCGCUGUUGUUUACCAGAGCAGCUUGCUCAGGGCCUUUGUAAUUAAAGGGAGAUCUAUGAACGCUAAUUAGUUGGCUACCAAACUAAGAAACUAGAUUGGUUGAGAAGCCCUGUCUCGCGUCGUGCUGUUACACUAAACUAGCAACUACAGCACAGUUAGUGAAAUGUUGCGCGCAGCAUCCAACAUCGCUCCCUUCCACUGCAAACCACCAUCCAACAUCUCUCCCUUCUACUACAAACCACCAUCCAACAUCGCUCCCUUCCACUACAAACCACCAUCCAACAUCUCUCCCUUCCACCACAAACCACCAUCCAACCAUCUCUCCCUUCCACUACAAACCACCAUCCACCAUCUCUCCCUUCCACUACAAACCACCAUCCAACAUCUCUCCCUUCCACUACAAACCACCAUCCAACAUCUCUCCCUUCCACUACAAACCACCAUCCAACAGCUCUCCCUUCCACUACAAACCACCAUCCAACAUCUCUCCCUUCCACUACAAACCACCAUCCAACAUCUCUCCCUUCCACUACAAACCACCAUCCAACAUCUCUCCCUUCCACUACAAACCACCAUCCAACAUUCCCUCACUACAAAACCACCAUCCACUACAAACCACCAUCCAACAUCUCUCCCUUCCACUACAAACCACCAUCCAACAUCUCUCCCUUCCACCACAAACCACCAUCCAACAUCUCUCCCUUCCACUACAAACCACCAACCAACAUCGCUCCCUUUCACUACAAACCACCAUCCAACAUAUCUCCCUUCCACCACAAACCACCAUCCAACAGCUCUCCCUUCCAAACAUUGGAUAUUGGAUAGCCUACAGUGUGAGUGUCAGGGUGAGAGAGAGGCAGCCCGAAGCCUCCUCAUUUACACCUUUCUGCCCUCUGACAGUCUCCUCACACAUUUAAUGAAAUAGCAGGUGUGCAAGUGAAAGGUCUCUCUCUAUAUAAACCAACCAGUCGGUCAGAGUGAACCUGGAGCUCGGACUGUUAAAGCCUCCAUCAGUACGGUCUAAUGUACAAAUUUUUUUCUCCAUAGAAUCAAGCUAGAACUUUCUGAUGUACAUAAGUUAUUUUCUUACAGGGCCAUCCUGGUAAAGAAGGCCCAACUGGUGAGAAGGGAGCCUUAGUAAGUACAAUUGAUUGAUUGAUUAUUGAUUGGUCAGUCAAUUGGCUGAUUGAUUGAUAUAUUAUUAUUUGGAAUAUGAUACAAAAGCAGAAUAAUUUGAAUGGUUUAUGACAUAUCUCUUAUUGAGAGACUAAUGGAGACAUUGUUCUCUCUCUCUCUCUGUCUCUGCCUCCUCCGCCUCCAGGGCCAGGCAGGUCCCCAAGGUCCUAUUGGUUAUCCCGGUCCUCGUGGCGUCAAGGUAUGGUGUUGGAGCUCACCCAGGUGAUAUUCAGUAACAUCCUUCAAGGUGGGAAGUUGUGUUAGGUUGGUAACUGUGGUCUGUUUCCUGUCCGUCUAUUAGGGUGCUGAUGGUGUUCGUGGACUGAAGGGUGGAAAUGGAGAGAAGGUAAAGAGCUUCCUCUUUUCAAAAUGUGACGCUUCGUAUUCCUGCUGCAAUUGUGUGUAAGAAUGUUACGAUUACUAGCAUUGUCCUAUCUGACCAAUGAGAUGAACACAACGUUCUCUCAAAAAGUCCUGUCUAAAAGUCUUUCUGCGGUCCAAAAUGUCCCCACUAACCCUAACAGCCUCUUUGUAUGAAUCCAUUAAUAUAGUUGAAAACCAAGAGCAUGAUGCUGAUCCACUAUUAAAGUUGUAAACAGUAACACCAUGGAUAUUAGAGUUAUCACUGAAGUUAGGUUUUAUGUUAACUUAUGUUGAGGUUUUAAUGUAAUCCCAAAACCUUGAGGAAGGAAGGUAGCGUUGGUUCUGAAUAGAAAAUGAAUGCAACACCAUCCCAGCGGUGAGGGCUUGUUGUGAAACGUAAAACAUGGUUUCAUUGCUUUGGGUGCACACACACACACACACACACACACACACACACCUGCAUUAUGUAUUAGGAGGAGAAGAGACACAGACAGGUGACAGACUGCACAGAGUGACUCAGAGAACCAGAACAGAGAGAAAUGAAGGAAUCAGUGAGAGACAGAGAUAACUAAAGGAGACAGUGAGAGACAGAGAACAGAGAUAACUAAAGGAGAUAGUGAGAGACAGAGAACAGAGAUAACUAAAGGAGACAGUGAGAGACAGAGAACAGAGAUAACUAAAGGAGACAGUGAGAGACAGAGAACAGAGUUAAAUAAAGGAGAGAGUUAGAGACAGAUGGAUGGAGAGAACAGGGGUGAAAGGGACAGAGAACAGAGUUAAAUAAAGGAGAGAGUUAGAGACAGAUAGAUGGAGAGAACACGGGUGUAAGGGACAGAGAACAGAGUUAAAUAAAGGAGAGAGUUAGAGACAGAUAGAUGGAGAGAACAGGGGUGAAAGGGACAGAGAGAGGUUUCCUUAUUCUCUUUUUAACUCAUCCACGUUUUCGAAUGCUCAAUCACACGUCCCUAUAGCAGCAGAAUACUGAUGGAGCACACGUCCCUAUAGCAGCAGAAUACUGAUGGAGCACACGUCCCUAUAGCAGCAGAAUACUGAUGGAGCACACGUCCCUAUAGCAGCAGAAUACUGAUGGAGCACACGUCCCUAUAGCAGCAGAAUACUGAUGGAGCACACGUCCCUGUAGCAGCAGAAUACUGAUGGAGCACACGUCCCUAUAGCAGCAGAAUACUGAUGGAGCACACGUCCCUAUAGCAGCAGAAUACUGAUGGAGCACACGUCCCUAUAGCAGCAGAAUACUGAUGGAGCACACGUCCCUAUAGCAGCAGAAUAAUGAUGGAACACACGUCCCUAUAGCAGCAGAAUACUGAUGGAGCACACAUCCCUAUAGCAGCAGAAUACUGAUGGAGCACACGUCCCUAUAGCAGCAGAAUACAGAUGGAGCACACGUCCCUAUAGCAGCAGAAUACUGAUGGAGCACACGUCCCUAUAGCAGCAGAAUACUGAUGGAGCACACGUCCCUGUAGCAGCAGAAUACUGAUGGAGCACACGUCCCUAUAGCAGCAGAAUACUGAUGGAGCACACGUCCCUAUAGCAGCAGAAUACUGAUGGAGCACACGUCCCUAUAGCAGCAGAAUACUGAUGGAGCACACGUCCCUAUAGCAGCAGAAUACUGAUGGAGCACACAUCCCUAUAGCAGCAGAAUACUGAUGGAGCACACGUCCCUAUAGCAGCAGAAUACUGAUGGAGCACACGUCCCUAUAGCAGCAGAAUACUGACGGAGCACAUGUCCCUAUAGCAGCAGAAUACUGAUGGAGCACACGUCCCUAUAGCAGCAGAAUACUGAUGGAGCACACGUCCCUAUAGCAGCAGAAUACUGAUGGAGCACACGUCCCUAUAGCAGCAGAAUACUGAUGGAGCACACGUCCCUAUAGCAGCAGAAUACUGAUGGAGCACACGUCCCUGUAGCAGCAGAAUACUGAUGGAGCACACGUCCCUAUAGCAGCAGAAUACUGAUGGAGCACACGUCCCUAUAGCAGCAGAAUACUGAUUGGGCACACGUCCCUAUAGCAGCAGAAUACUGAUGGAGCACACGUCCCUAUAGCAGCAGAAUAAUGAUGGAACACACGUCCCUAUAGCAGCAGAAUACUGAUGGAGCACACAUCCCUAUAGCAGCAGAAUACUGAUGGAGCACACGUCCCUAUAGCAGCAGAAUACAGAUGGAGCACACGUCCCUAUAGCAGCAGAAUACUGAUGGAGCACACGUCCCUAUAGCAGCAGAAUACUGAUGGAGCACACGUCCCUGUAGCAGCAGAAUACUGAUGGAGCACACGUCCCUAUAGCAGCAGAAUACUGAUGGAGCACACGUCCCUAUAGCAGCAGAAUACUGAUGGAGCACACGUCCCUAUAGCAGCAGAAUACUGAUGGAGCACACGUCCCUAUAGCAGCAGAAUACUGAUGGAGCACACAUCCCUAUAGCAGCAGAAUACUGAUGGAGCACACGUCCCUAUAGCAGCAGAAUACUGAUGGAGCACACGUCCCUAUAGCAGCAGAAUACUGACGGAGCACAUGUCCCUAUAGCAGCAGAAUACUGAUGGAGCACACGUCCCUAUAGCAGCAGAAUACUGAUGGAGCACACGUCCCUAUAGCAGCAGAAUACUGAUGGAGCACACGUCCCUAUAGCAGCAGAAUACUGAUGGAGCACACGUCCCUAUAGCAGCAGAAUACUGAUGGAGCACACGUCCCUAUAGCAGCAGAAUACUGAUGGAGCACACGUCCCUAUAGCAGCAGAAUACUGAUGGAGCACACGUCCCUAUAGCAGCAGAAUACUGAUGGAGCACACGUCCCUAUAGCAGCAGAAUACUGAUGGAGCACACGUCCCUGUAGCAGCAGAAUAAUGAUGGAACACACGUCCCUAUAGCAGCAGAAUACUGAUGGAGCACACAUCCCUAUAGCAGCAGAAUACUGAUGGAGCACACGUCCCUAUAGCAGCAGAAUACUGAUGGAGCACAUGUCCCUAUAGCAGCAGAAUACUGAUGGAGCACACGUCCCUAUAGCAGCAGAAUACUGAUGGAGCACACGUCCCUAUAGCAGCAGAAUACUGAUGGAGCACACGUCCCUAUAGCAGCAGAAUACUGAUGGAGCACACGUCCCUAUAGCAGCAGAAUACUGAUGGAGCACACGUCCCUAUAGCAGCAGAAUACUGAUGGAGCACACGUCCCUAUAGCAGCAGAAUACUGACGGAUCACAUGUCCCUAUAGCAGCAGAAUACUGAUGGAGCACACGUCCCUAUAGCAGCAGAAUACUGAUGGAGCACACGUCCCUAUAGCAGCAGUAUACUGAUGGAGCACACGUCCCUAUAGCAGCAGAAUACUGAUGGAGCACACGUCCCUAUAGCAGCAGAAUACUGAUGGAGCACACGUCCCUAUAGCAGCAGAAUACUGACGGAGCACACGUCCCUAUAGCAGCAGAAUACUGAUGGAGCACACGUCCCUAUAGCAGCAGAAUACUGAUGGAGCACACGUCCCUAUAGCAGCAGAAUACUGAUGGAGCACACGUCCCUAUAGCAGCAGAAUACUGACGGAGCACACGUCCCUAUAGCAGCAGAAUACUGAUGGAGCACACGUCCCUAUAGCAGCAGAAUACUGACGGAGCACACGUCCCUAUAGCAGCAGAAUACUGAUGGAGCACACGUCCCUAUAGCAGCAGAAUACUGAUGGAGCACACGGCAGCUGCUCGUUUGCACAUGCAGUGUGAUUCCCCUCGUUGGCCACCAGAUGGCAGUAGUCUUCACUCCAGACAGAUGUAUAAUAUGAGGUUUCCUGUUUCAUAAUGGAAAGCUACAGCCCAGAUUCAUGUGCAUCUAGCUUUACUAUUAGAUUAAAACAAAAUUACCUUUUAAAAAUAAAUAUGUAUCCAAAGAUACUCUUCCACAGCAAUUAUGUUACAAUUAUGUAACAAGCUCAAAGCAUACUGAAUUCUAAUGAUCACUUACACACAAGUACAUUUACUUAAGAUUCAUUCAAUCUCUGAGAGCCAUUCAAUCUCUGAUACCCAUUCAAUCUCUGAGAUCUAUUCAAUCUUUGAGAUCCAUUCAAUCUUUGAGAUCCAUUCAAUCUCUGAGAUCUAUUCAAUCUCUGAGAUCCAUUCAAUCGCUGAGAUCCAUUCAACCUCUUGAGAUCCAUUACAUUUCCUACAAAGCAACAAACCAAGUAACCUUUUUAUUGAUUUUCCUGAUUUCAGGGUGAGGACGGUUUCCCUGGUUUCAAGGGAGACAUGGGUCUCAAAGGUGACAGGGUGAGUUGACAACUCAAUGACACCGACUCACCCAUCAUUCUCAUGUGUAUGGUACACUUUAAUCCAUAGGCCACAGUAAUGGUCCGAUACCUUAUCUGGUGUGUGUUGGAUGUGCUCAGGGUGAGCUUGGUGUGCUUGGGCCCCGUGGUGAGGACGGACCUGAGGGACCCAAGGGCAGAGCAGGCCCCAACGGAGAGUCUGGCCCUGUGGGUGGUGCUGGAGAGAAGGUAAAGGCUUUAUUCUCACCCUCUCUUUGUCCUGUUAAGGUGAAUCUGUUAGCAGCAUAUUCCCUCAAGCCUGUGGAAAUACUUUAAUUUCAUUUUACAGUACAGCUGUUUGAAACAGGAAGAAUUCUCUGCACACUUCCAGUCAGAUGCACAUUUCUAAGCUUUCGGUCAGUCGAACUUCAUGUACGACUGUCUACCAAUACAUUGUGCUCAUUCAAGUAUUAGUGUACGUUGACUUUUUUGUUGUCUUCAGGGAAAACUGGGUGUUCCAGGGUUACCCGGCUACCCAGGAAGACAAGGACCAAAGGUAUGUAAACAAACCCACUCUGUGAUGCCUAUGAGGAUUUCUGGGAAAACUUUAAUGAAAAACCUCCCACAAUACCCAGUUAAUCUCAGUUAUCACACCAAACGCCUACACUCCAGAACCCCUUCUGGUUUCCAGGUACAACUAUUUUGGGUUCCAUGUAGAACCCUCUGUGUAAAGGGUUCUACAUGGAACUCAAAAGGGGUUCUACCUGGAACCAAAGGGGUUCUACUUGGAACCAAAAAUGAUUCUUCAAAGGGUUCUCCAAUGGGGACAGCCGAAGAACCCUUUUAGGUUCUAGAUAGCACCUUUUUUUUUUCUAAGAGUGUAGGAAGGAAUUUCCUGAUGUCAGACAGACAUGAUUGUUCCUUGAAGAACGUUCAGGGAUUUUUCAUUAGGGUUGUUUUCAAUAGAUACCAAUGAUCUAAUAUGGAGGUAUUGUUGAUAGUGCCUGUCAGUUUCACUCAGAAUUCUUCUUACACCCAGAAACCAAGAAGGCAUCUUGUGUCCACAGAGACAUAGAUGGUGCACAAAACUCCCUCUUGUAACCCUGAGGAUUACAGUGACGUACAGUCAAACACAGACAUAUAGAUUUGGUCAUCAGCAUCACGUCCCCUAACAGGAAGUACAUGUCCUAGUACUUCAUCCUUUCCUCACACAUCACAUCCAACAAUAUGCUGUUCAGCAAUCCCACUGUUAAUACGGAUUAAAAGACUACAAUCAUUAUGCUGGGAGAUUGUGUGGCAUUCCGUGAGGUGGUGUCUAAUAGAUACUCUGUAGGGCUAAUUUACGCCUGAGAGCUAUCAGAAGCUGGAUUUUUAUAAAGUGAACUGUUGAAGCGUUGCCAUGGUUGCGUGAAAGCACAGCCUCUGGGUUUAGAGUUAUGGCAGUUUUAUAGUGAGAGGUUUGUCCAUCAAGCGCUCAGUGUUUGGUCCCAUCUAUUUCCAGCUCAGUAUGUUGAGCUUCAGCUCGCCUCAUGACUUUGUGAAUUCAGGCCUAGAAAAUAUGGGGAAGUAAAACGCUGUAUUGAUUUCAUGUUUGAAUGCUUUCGUGAACACCAGGACUGAAGUAGACGGGUAAGCUGGUUUUGAAUCUCGCCUACACAACAAACAGCCAUAAUUAGAAACCAGACUGUCUUCAUAGAACUGUUUGUGUCUGUUUACAUGUUUACCCAAAUCAAUGGUUUUCUUUUAUUGUUGUCUGGCGGCUGUUCCAUGUUCUCGUUUUCUCUGAGCUGACGUGUGAUAUGUUAUCUCAAAGAAUGUUUACAAAGACAUCAUGAUUUUUGAAGUCUUCACAAACAAAGGGUGUGUGCGUGUGUGCAUGUGUGCGUGUGUGCAUGCGUUACAUUGCCAUACCAUAUUAACUUUCUUUUGUAUCACAUUCGUAUCUUAUUAUUCUGAUGGUGAUGUCAUGAGCUUGUGAUCGUUCAGCUGAGGAGCGUUCUGUUCUCUGUGUUUGUCUGUUUUCCCACGGCACAGUGCAGGCUGGGUACAGACCCAUUAUAUGAUGGAGCUCUCUGUCUCCUGCAUUCUAACAGAGGUUGACAGUCAACAACAACAACAACUGAAAAGCAAAACCCUCUCAAAUAAUUCCUCAUCUUGAUUACUGACCCUCUUCUUUUCUCUCUCUCCGUCCUCCUCUCUGGAAUCCACCUUGUUGAUCGGCAGGGUUCCAGCGGCUUCCCAGGCUUCCCAGGGGCCAACGGAGAGAAAGGAGCCAGGGUAAAUAAAUAGUCCCUUCCCUGUUUCUGUUUCUGUUAUGGCACUCACACACACUGUAUCAUAACACCACCCAAAGGACAUUGAUUCCUGUUACAAAAGCAUUUGAACGUAGAGUUUGCACAAAAUACAACCUCCAAGAAUCAAUGUAAAACAGAAAAACAAGAAACUGUUGUUUGCUCUCAAAAGAUUCUCUUUCCCUUUCCGAUCAUGAAAAGAAAGAAUGUCAUACUCACCUAGAGUGUUUUAGCACAGACCUGGGAACAACUGACUGAGGGAAGUUUAGGCUGGAUUGAUCUUGAGGUUUUUGUCUAAAUUAAAAAUGUCUAAACUUGUCUGUACUUUCCAAAGGGCGUGGUGGGCAAAACCGGUCCAAGGGGACAAAGAGGUCCAACGGUAUGUCCUCCCACCUCACAGUACUGAGAAUGAAUGAAAUAACUAAUUUGUAAUUUUUUUUGUAUUCUUGUCACAUUCAUUCACAUUCGGUUAUUGUAUGAAGUCUUACCUGAUGGUAUAUCAGUGUGUAUUCUGAACUCUGUCCUCUCCCGUCUCACAGGGUACACGAGGAGGUCGAGGUGCUAGAGGUUCAACAGGCAAGCCAGGCCCUAAGGUAACUACCCUCUCAACUUGACAAACUCCUAGAUAGACCACAUACCUUAAUGAUAAUAUGGUAAUAGCGUUGGAAAUACCCACGUGACUGGUAAUACCUACAGUAUAUAACUGGUAAUAUCUGUGUAACAGAUGUGUCAUCAUUACGGCGUCAACUCGGGUAGCAGUAGAAUAUCUGAUGCUGAUUUCCUGUCUGUUGUGUUUCGCAGGGCACAGCGGGCAACGAUGGUCCACCUGGCCCGCCUGGCGAGAGAGUAAGUCCCAUAAGGCACUGCUUCCGAGGGGGGACGGGUUAUGGUCCGGGGUAUGGGGCUGACCCCUCAAUAAUGAAAUAUGAAAUGGCUUGGAAUACGAAGCAGUUCAGGCAGUUACACCUCUGAUUCCCCCAGGGUAGUUCUAACUGCCUGUCUGACAUCGUGGUAGGGUUGGAAUAAAGAGUGAUAGGUCUGACCUGGACUCAUGGUGUUCACCACUGGAAGCGAGGAAGCUAUUAUACAUUAAUGAUGUCACUGAUGGUUGUUCGCUGUUGGAGGCAAGAGCUAAUCUGGGUACUGGGCCCCUCCCUCUCUCUCUCUCUCUCUCUCUCUCUCUCUCUCUCUCUCUCUCUCUCUCUCUCUCUCCUCUUCCCCUCUCUCUCUCUCUCUCUCUAUCCUCCUCUCUCUCUCUCUCGUCUCAUCCUCUCUCUCUCGUCUCGUCUCUCUCUCGAUCUCUCUCUCCUCAUCUCUCCUCUCUCUCCCACAGACCAACCAACUACACACCCACACACCACACCCUACAACACCACAUCCUACCACCCAUGCCACACACCCAACUACACCACACCCUACCAUACCACACCACAACCUACUACACCACACCCUACCACACCAUACCACACCAAACCUCACACCCAACCCGACCACACCAACACACUACAACCAUCACACCCUACCACCACCACACCACACCUCAACCCACCACACCCACCAACAAACCUACCUCCACAACCCUACCACACCUCACCCUACCACACCACACCACACACUACCAACCCAUACCACACCUUAUCACACCCACACCCUACCACACCACACUCCCCACAACACCCCUACCACACCCGGUCAAAACACAGCCUACCACACCCAGCCACAACACACCCUACCACACCCAGCCACACCAAAACAAACCCUACCACAACCUACGACAUCACACUCAACCACACCCUAACGCAUCGCACACUACCACACAACACCCUAAAACACCACACCCUACCAAACCCUACCACAACAAACCCUAAAACACCCUACCACACCACACCACACACUACCAACCCAUACCACACCCUAUCACACCCAAACCCUACCACACCACAGCCUACAACAACACACCCUAAAUCACCACACCCUACCAUACCCAGCCACACCCUAUCACACCCACACCCUACCAAACCACACUCUAACACACCACACCACACCCUACCAUACCCUACCACAUGCUACCACACACUACCACACCCAACGAAACCCAGGAGAACAAACACCCCCAAAGAACACACCAAACCACACAUACCAACACAUACCCGACCACAAACCGAACCAAACACGAUACAACACCCGACACCUACACAGGACACCCACAAAAACCCGACACACACCCAGCCACCACACAUACCAAACACCCAACACCAACCCACCUAACAACCCCUAAAUACCACACCACACCAACACCACAUACACACCAAACCCUACCAACACACACCACACCUAAAACACAACACCACACAACACUAUACACAAACCCAACCACAAAACCACACCCUACACACACCACAACCACAACCAUACACACCAACCCUACCAACAACAUACCACACCACACCCAAACUACCAAACCACACCCUACACCCAACCACACCACACCCUACCACACUACACCCUACCAUACCACACCCUAAAACAUCACACCACAACCUACCACAGCAUAUCCUACCACACUACACUACUCCCUACCACACCCUACCACACCACACUCUACCAUACCACACCCUACCACACCACAUCCUACCACACUACACUACACCUUACCACACCACACCCUACCACACCACAUCAGACCACAACGACAACACCCACCCAAUCAUGUCCGGCCAGACCCAGCCACAUCAGAUCAGGCAGCAGCAUAAUCUCUGAGGCUGGCAGAACUUCUGGUUGUCCGGGCGGAUUGUCUGCCACGUUACUAUUGGGAGCAUCUCAUUGCUAAGACUGCUUCCAUUCUCUGAUUGCCUCUCUGUUUAUUCCAGGGACCUCAAGGACCCCAGGGCCCCGUCGGGUUCUCAGGACCAAAAGGCCCCCCUGUAAGUAUCCUCUCACUGGUGUCAUUUCUAGGUUAAAGGAAAGCAAUGCAGCUAUGUAGGGUGGGCUAUGUAUUUGACUGUGUCCCUGAUUGGGUGUGGUAAUCAUUACUGUUAUUGAAGCAGAACCCUGUUUCUCAUCUUCUUCUGGCCAGAAGUGUUCUUUUCCUCCUAUUGAUUUGUGCUUGAUUCAUAGUUUCGACUUAACCUUUGCCGAUAGUCAGUCCUGUUUCCGCUUUGCUCGAAAACAGAACAAGGCGUUACUGUGGAGGACGGACAGUUUUUAGUAAAGUUUAAAAAUAGUUAUACUUUGAUAUAUUUUCCAUGUAUUUGUCAUAGAACAAGAAAACUGAUUUACUUUUGGUCAACACACCACAAAUACUACGAGAACCCACCAUUAGAUGUGGAGUAGGUUUUCCCCUCUUUCACGUAUUAGUCAUUGAUAGAGUCUAUGUUCUCUGUGUGGUUCCCAGGGACCACCUGGAAAGGACGGGCUGCCCGGCCACCCUGGUCAGAGAGGAGAGACGGUGAGUGUUCCAGAACACGCCCCUCUUUAGAACCUUCGCACACAUGGGCUCACCAGGCCAGCGGUCUCAGACAGACAGCUUCUGCCGGGUGUGGAAACAUAAGACUUCCUCUGCUCUCUCGGGGGGGGCGGAAGACCCUUCCUGACUAGUCUCCUCAAGUCUGCAUGCUUUUAUAGCACCAGGAGCUCAGGUGUUGGACAGCUCGCUGUUAGUCUGCAGAAACACAGACUUUAUUUUCUGGUUAACCUUGAGGAGGUCUGGCCAGUCGGUGAUAGCUAGCUGAUGGGUGCCCAUUCGUCUCUCUUACAGAUGUCUGUUUUAUCAACCCAGGCCCUUAGAGCAAGAAGGCAGAUCUGAUGCAGAGUGAGAGAGAGAGAGAGAUUCCAAUGAAGCCCUUUGAACUUAAUUGAAUUUAAUUGAGAGAAGGAGAGAGAGAGAGAGAGAGGAGAGAGAGAGAGAGAGAGAGAGAGAGAGAGAGAGAGAGAGAGAGAGAGAGAGAGGAGAGAGAGAGAGAGAGAGAAGAGAGAGAGAGAGAGAGAGAGAGAGAGAGAGAGAGAGAGAGAGAGAGACCAAGAAUUCCAUCCAAUAAUUCACAAAAUGGGACAAACACCAAAUUGAGACUAUUCAUGCAGAAUUCUGAAAAAUAAUCUCCUCUGUGUACAACGAAAAACACAAAAUAAUUCAUGCAGAACAGAAUUAGACUGAUACGCUCUAAUUAUCAAAAUCUAGAAAAGAGACGUUCAAUUCUAUAAGCACUUAAAAGGAAGCGAUUUUCAAAUCUUCCAUAACAAAGCCAUCACCUACAGAGAGAUGAACUUGGAGAAUAUUCCCCUAAGCAAGCUGGUCCUGGGGCUCUGUUCACAAACACAAACAGACCACACAGAGCCCCAGCACAACAACACAAUUAGAUCCAACCAAAUCAUGAGAAAACAAAAAGAGAAUUACUUGACACAUUGGAAAGAAUUAACAAAAAAAACAGAGCAAACUCGAAUGCUAUUUGGCCCUAACCAGAGAGUACACAGUGGCAGAAUACCUGAUCACUGUGACUGACCCAAACUUAAGGAAAGCUUUGACUAUGUACAGACUCAGUGAGCAUAGCCUUGCUAUUGAGAGAGGCCGCCGUAGGCAGACCUGGCUCUCAAGAGAAGACAGGCUAUGUGCACACUGCCCACAAAAUGAGGUGGAAACUGAGCUGCACUUCCUAACCUCCUGCCAAAUGUAUGACCAUAUUAGAGACACAUAUUUCCCUCAAAUGACACAGAUCCACAAAUAAUUAGAAAACAAACCCAUUUUUGAUAAACUCCCAUAUCUAUUGGGUGAAAUACCACAGUGUGGCAUCACAGCUGCAAGAUUUGUGACCUGUUGCCACAAGAAAAGGGUAACCAGUGAAGAACAAACACCAUUAUAAACACAACCCAUAUUUAUGUUUAUUUAUUUUCCAUUUGUAAUGUAACUAUUUGCACAUUGUUACAACACUGUAUAUAUACAUCAUAUGACAUUUGAAAUGUCUUUAUUCUUUUGGAACUUCUGAGUAUGAUGUUUACUGUUAAUAUGUAUUGUUUAUUUCACUUUUGUUUAUUAUCUACUUCAUUUGCUUUGGCAAUGUACACAUAUGUUUCCCAUGCCAAUAAAGCCCUUAAAUUGAAAUUGAGAGAGCGAGAGAGAGACAGAGUGAGAGCUCGACAUCUCUCUGUCUCUCUCUUUCUCUUUAUGGUUCUCUCUGUCUCUUUCUGGUUCUCUCUCUCUCUCUGUCUCUCUCUGAUUCUCUCUCUCUCUCUGUCUCUCUCUGUCUCUCUCUGGUUCUCUCUGGUUCUCUCUGUCUCUCUCUGGUUCGCUCUGUCUCUCACUGUCUCUCUCUGGUUCUCUCUGGUUCUCUCUGCCUCUUUCUGUCUCUCUCUGGUUCACUCUGUCUCUCUCUGGUUCUCUCUGUCUCUCUCUGGUUCUCUGUCUCUCUCUGGUUCUCUCUGUCUCUCUCUGGUUCUCUCUGUUCUCUCUGUUCUCUCUGGUUCUCUCUGUUUCUCGUCUCUCUGGUUCUCUCUGUCUCUCUCUGGUUCUCUCUGUCUCUCUGGUUUCCUUGUCUCUCUCUGGUUCUCUCUGUCUCUCUCUGGUUCUCUCUGUCUCUCUCUGGUUCUCUCUGUCUCUCUCUGGUUCUCUCUGUCUCUCUCUGGUUCUCUCUGUCUCUCUCUGGUUCUCUCUGUCUCUCUCUAGUUCUCUCUGUCUCUCUCUGGUUCGCUCUGUCUCUCUCUUGUUCGCUCUGUCUCUCUCUGGUUCUCUCUGUCUCUCUUUGGUUCUCUCUGUCUCUCUCUGUCUCUCUCUGGUCUCUCUCUGGUCUCUAUGUCUCUCUCUGGUUAUCUCGGUCUCUCUCUGGUUCUCUCUUUCUCUCUCUGUCUCUCUCUGGUUCUCUCUGUCUUUCCCUGUCUCUCUGUGGUUCUCCUCUUUCUCUUCCUCUCGUCUCUUGUCUCUCUCUGGUUCUCUCUCUCUGCUCUCUGUCUCUUGGUUCACUCUGUCCUCUCUCUGGUCUCUCUGUCUCUCUGGUUCUUCUGUCUCUGUCUCUCUCUGUUCUCUCUGUUCUUUCCCUGUCUCUCUCUGGUUCUCUCUGUCUCUCUCUGGUUCUCUCUGUCUCUCUCUGGUUCUCUCUGUCUCUCUCUGGUUCUCUGUCUCUCUCUGUCUCUCUCUGGUUCUCUGUCUCUCUCUGGUUCGCUCUGUCUCUCUCUGUCUCUCUCUGUCUUUCACUGUCUCUCUCUGGUUUCUUUCUUCUCGUUCUCUGUUCUCUUGUCUCUCUCUGGUUCUCCUCUGUUCUCUCUGUCUCUGGUUCUCUCUCUGUCUCUCUCUGUGUUCUCUCUUCUGUCUCUCUGUCUCUCUCUGGUUCUCUCUGUCUCUCUCUGGUUCUCUCGUCUCUCUCUGGUCUCUCUCUUCUGUCUCUCUGUCUCUCUGGUUCUCUCUCUGGUCUCUGUCUCCUGGUUCUCUCUGUCUCUCUCUGUUCUCUCUCUGGUUCUCUGUCUCUCUCUGGUUCUGCUCCUCUGUCCGCUCUCUGUUCUCUCUGUCUCUCUCUGUCUUUUCCCUCUGUUCUCUCUGUCCUCUCUGGUUCUCUCUGUCUCUCUCUGGUUCUCUCUGUCUCUCUCUGGUUCUCUCUGUCUCUCUCUGGUUCUCUCUGUCUCUCUCUGGUUCUCUCUGUCUCUCUCUGGUUCUCUCUGUCUCUCUCUCUGGUUCGUCUCUCUUCUUCUCCUGUUUCCUUCUCUUUGGUUCUCUCUGUCUCUCUCUGGUUCUGGUUCUCUCUGUCUCGUCUCUGUUUCUCUCUGGUCUCUCUCUGGUUCGCUCUGGUUCUCUCUUCUUGGUUCCUCUGUCUCUCUCUGGUUCUCUCUGUCUUCUUUGGUUUCUUCGUCUCUGUCUCUCUCUGUCUCUCUCUGGUCCUCUCUCUUGGUCCUCUGUCUCUCUCUGGUUAUCUCGGUCUCUCUCUGGUUCUCUCUUUCUCUCUCUGUCUCUCUCUGGUUCUCUCUGUCUUUCCCUGUCUCUCUGUGGUUCUCUCUGUCUCUCUCUGUCUCUCUCUGGUUCUCUCUGUCUCUCUCUGGUUCACUCUGUCUCUCUCUGGUCUCUCUGUCUCUCUGGUUCUCUCUGUCUCUCUCUCGUUCUCUCUGUCUUUCCCUGUCUCUCUGUGGUUCUCUCUGUCUCUCUCUGGUUCUCUCUGUCUCUCUCUGUCUCUCUCUGGUUCUCUGUCUCUCUCUGGUUCUCUCUGUCUCUCUCUGGUUCUCUGUCUCUCUCUGUCUUUCUCUGGUUCUCUCUGUCUCUCUCUUUCUCUCUCUGUCUCUCUCUGGUUCUCUCUGUCUCUCUCUGUCUCUCUGUGGUUCUCUAUGUCUCUCUCUGGUUCUCUUUGUCUCUCUCUGUCUCUCUGGUUCAUUCUGUCUCUCUCUGGUUCUCUCUGUCUCUCUCUGUCUCUCUUUGUCUCUCUCUCUGGUUCUCUCUGUCUCUCUCUGGUUCUCUCUGUCUCUCUCUGUCUCUCUCUGGUUCUCUCCGUCUCUCUGUCUCGCUCUGGUUCUGUCCGUCUCUCUCUGUCUAUCUCUGUCUCUCUAUGGUUCUCUCUGGGCCAGGUCCUUCAGGAGGAUGAAUUUAUGUGAUGUUGGAGAGAGAGCGCCUGACAUGUCUGAUAGAGCGAAACACAUUCUGCGCUCACAGACUAGACUACCCCAGAGAUCCCCAACACACACAGACACAAGCCUGUCUUAUUGCAGCCAGGGAGUCUAGUCUAUCUUCCCUGCUGGGUCAAUUCAAAUUGAAGGCACUCAAUUCAGGAAGUGAUUUUAAUAAAAAAUUCAAAAAUGUAAAACUUUUGAAAGAAAUAGCUUCUACUUUAUUAAAGUCAUUAUAUUUUCAAUGAUUGAAUUGGAAUUUAAGUUUACUUCCUCAAUUGACUGCCUUUAAUUUGAAUUGACCCCAACCCUGCUUUCCAGGUUGUUGUGGAAAACAGUAAAUACAUCCAGACAGCUGUGUUCCAGGCCUUAAAUAAACUAAGUUAAAGUUGAAUAGACUGAUUCUGUAUUUUAACAAGCAUAGCAUAAUAACAGCAUGGAACACAGGAGAGAAUUACCCUAACAUGAUGAACACGGCAUGAACAGUGCAUCUCUCCGCAUAUCCCACUGUUCUCCUUUUAGAGUUUAUUCAGCAAAGCUUUGCAUUCAUCCCUCUCCAUUAUAUUAUCCUCACAGGGCAGUAAAAGCUGCUAACAGCUCCACAGAGCAGGGAGCACCCCCAGUCGUUAAAUUUUACGCUCAAUUUGUUGUUCCCAACCCAAGUGACACAUUAGCUGAGGCGCUGGUUUUAUUACCUGGUAACAGGAUGGGGGAGUGGCUAAUAGCAGAAUUGAUCGCAGCAAUAAGAUGUUCCAGUCUCCCAGGCCCUAGGCAGUGGGCAUGGAUCCAUCCACCCAGCUUCCCUGGACCUAGGCAGUGGGCAUGGAUCCAUCCACCCAGCUUCCCUGGCCCUAGGCAGUGGGCAUGGAUCCAUCCACCCAGCUUCCCUGGCCCUAGGCAGUGGGCAUAGAUCCAUCCACCCAGCUUCCCUGGCCCUAGGCAGUGGGCAUGGAUCCAUCCACCCAGCUUCCCUGGCCCUAGGCAGUGGGCAUAGAUCCAUCCACCCAGCUUCCCUGGCCCUAGGCAGUGGGCAUAGAUCCAUCCACCCAGCUUCCCUGGCCCUAGGCAGUGGGCAUGGAUCCAUCCACCCAGCUUCCCUGGCCCUAGGCAGUGGGCAUUGA
Molecule: messenger RNA, 28993 nt
Organism: Coregonus sp. 'balchen'
Lineage: Eukaryota; Metazoa; Chordata; Actinopteri; Salmoniformes; Salmonidae
Source: the annotation of a GenBank genome assembly